GUCGAAUGUGGUUUUUCGAGAAUUUGAAAAUUUCUCGUAUUAUUGAAAAUCCUUAUACUUAGGGUAUCUAUGUAGAAUAUCUAAGAAUCAAUUGUGCAUUGUUUGGUGUUGAACUAUACGUAUUUUCAAUUCGACUUCAGUAAAUAAAACCAGAUUGUAUCAUCAUGAAGUUUAACAUGGUUAUCUUCUCCGUAUUCAUGUUGAUCGGUUUGGCAUACAGUGCUCCGGCCCCAAAAGCUGACGCUAUUUUUGCUCCCGUCGUACCAGCUCCGGCCGUCGUAACCGCCACAAGUUCUCAAGUUAUUGCCAGAAAUUACAAUGGUAUCGCUGCUGCCGCUCCUUUCGUGGCUGCCCCAGCCAUAGCACCUGUUGCUGCACCCGUCGUUGCUGCACCUUACGCAGCUUAUCCGGCUUAUGCGCCAUAUGUUACCUAUUUCUAAGCAUCGAGAAUCUCAUAAUGAUAAGCUAAUUUUGUAAAUUUUAUUCAAUAUAUUACGCAGCAGUAUUAA
Molecule: messenger RNA, 509 nt
Organism: Planococcus citri (citrus mealybug)
Lineage: Eukaryota; Metazoa; Arthropoda; Insecta; Hemiptera; Pseudococcidae
Product: calphotin-like
Exons: 2
Coding region: 165-440 (91 amino acids)
Source: RefSeq, a predicted model, not a curated record